UUUUGCCACAUGUCCUAGCCGAGGAGCAUGAACGCCGUUACGGGGACCAAUCUAUUAUACUUUACCGGUGUCUACAUGUCGAGCAGUAGCUUCAAAGCCUGCCAAACUAACCGACUCUCCAAAACAACGGCUCGAACUUUAUCCCAGGUCCUGGAAUCCAUCAAUCUCCGAUCUUUACAAAAAUCCUGCAAGCAAGCUAGAGCCUAGUAUACACCACGAGUCCAGUCCAGUCCAGCGCCACUCCCCUAUCCAGACCGGCAUCGGAGCUCCCUCUCACGCCUCCACUUGAUGCUACGAGAGUGGACCCCCUUCACUUCCCGAGACGGAUGCCGGGCGGCAUAUCCGAGCAUCUCGACUCUGUCCUAUUUCGGAAAAUGAUCUUGAAUAUCCUUUCCUGUCUUGGGCUGACCGCUGUUGGGGUUAGUUAUGUGGGGCCCGCCUCUUACUCCACGUAUUUAUUGUUUGUAAUUUGUCGGUUGCGAGUUGAGAUUAAGGGGCUUGGGCAUACUUGAUUCUGCCUUGUCUGUUUCAGUUUUGAGAAGUGUGGAGAGAGAGGUUUUUGUGGGAUGUUGUCUGUUUAUGUGACCC
Messenger RNA from Aspergillus candidus, 588 nucleotides. RefSeq lists its product as uncharacterized. The transcript has a single exon. The record is from RefSeq and is a predicted model, not a curated record. The coding region runs from base 327 to 512 and encodes 61 amino acids. Lineage: Eukaryota; Fungi; Ascomycota; Eurotiomycetes; Eurotiales; Aspergillaceae.